Molecule: messenger RNA, 1659 nt
Organism: Nezara viridula (southern green stink bug)
Lineage: Eukaryota; Metazoa; Arthropoda; Insecta; Hemiptera; Pentatomidae
Source: the annotation of a GenBank genome assembly
AUGCACGGGCUGUCGGCAAUCUACCUCCCUGCCACAAAUUACAACCGCAUCAUCAACCUCCUCUACAACCCGCCCCUCGGAGCUAUCAACUACCUUCGCUGUGCGCACAUCGUCGUCCUGGAUCAACGCUAUUCGUACAGAACACAAAUCAAUGAUACCCUAUACACUUUCUACAAUAAUCUUUACAUUGAUGGAGGAGGAGAAGAAACCAGAAUGGUUAUUUUAUCUACAAAGGAAGUGAACGAGUCAGAUAUACAUGACAUUUAUUUCGACAUGUUUUCAAUGGGCGACAUAGAUGCAAUUUUUGUAGCUCCAAAGAACAAUGUUUUGACAGUAUACAAUUGGUUUCCGUUUGGAAGAGACGGGUUCGAUUGCCCUGAGAGCAAUAAUGAAGUAGAAGUACUUGAUAAGUGGGAAAAUGGAAGGUUUUCAAAUGGCCGAGCUUUGUUUCCUAAAAAGGUGCCAAAACUCUUUAAAGGAUGCAAGAUGAAGGUAUCAGUGGCUUUAUACGAUCCUUUAAUGGUGCUUGACAAGGAGGGCCGACCUUACGACGGCGUGGAGUAUCGUAUUAUCAAAAUCAUCGCCGAACGGCUGGGACUCGAAAUUGAAUUCGUUUCCCACAACAGAGCUGAUGGGUGGGUAUGGAGCGACGGGAAAACAGUUCACGGUGCCGCUGUGGAUGUGCUGCGAGGUACGGUAUGGAUGAUGGCCAGUGCUGGGACCAACACAGAGCACAGCUACCACUGUACUAUUGUCUCCUCUCCAUACAUGACCGGGGAUAUCGCUUGGUUUUUCCAGGAUCCAGAGGCUGUGCCGACAUGGAAACUUAUAUACAUGGGAUUUGAUGGACUUCUAUGGACGUUAGUCAUCCUCACUAUAAUAAUAUUUGCGUUAGUUAUUUACUUUAUCGCUAAAUUUGACAAAAAUACUAUAUCUUUAGAUAGCAUUUCAUCAUGUAUAUUGGCUUCCUGGAGUUUCAAUUUAGGAACUUCGUCAAUAUCUUUCCCAAGCAGCGACGUCAUUCGCCUGGUAAUUGCUGCCUAUCUCCUGUACACCAUGCAUAUAGACCUAGCCUACACCGGGGCUUUGACAGGACUCAUCACAACAGGAAGGCAAGAGUCCGAGAUCACUAACUACCACCAGAUACUGGAGAAGAAGAUUCGAACUGGAGCGAUGAGCUACCUUAGGUAUCUGUUAAUGUACAUAGACGAUCCCUUGGUUAUGAAAGUAGUGCAUGACAACUUUCAGAUAGAGGAUAUGGAAGAGGCAUUUGAAACCAUGGAAAAAUACAGGAACAUAUCUAUCUUAGACAACAGUAUUUACAUGUUAAACAAGAUCAAGACUAAGAGGUACAAAGUUUAUCAAUCCGAACUUAAUAUUGGCACGUUCUAUUUCGGAAUCGAGAUGAGAAGAAAUCAUUUCUUAGAGGAGAGAAUAGCUAGUUUGUCAAGCAAAAUAUUUGAGAGUGGAAUAUCAGACCAAAUCGUCGACAACUUUACCACCAUCUUGAAGACAUCUCAGAAAAUGAUGAAUUUGAAUGCAUAUACAUUGAAGGAUUUAGCAGGGCCGUUUUUUGCGUUAUUUCUCGGGCAAGCCUUGGCCGUGUUGGUUUUUUUAGGAGAGUUAAUAAACUAUUAUUUACCAAGGUAUUUACACUGA